Myotis daubentonii (Daubenton's bat) is the source of this 4035-nucleotide messenger RNA. It is a transcript of the gene PLEKHG5, whose product is annotated as pleckstrin homology and RhoGEF domain containing G5. Gene Ontology annotation, cellular component: endocytic vesicle; axon; plasma membrane. Lineage: Eukaryota; Metazoa; Chordata; Mammalia; Chiroptera; Vespertilionidae. Gene Ontology annotation, molecular function: guanyl-nucleotide exchange factor activity. Gene Ontology annotation, biological process: endothelial cell migration; Rho protein signal transduction. The record is from RefSeq and is a predicted model, not a curated record.
AAAUUUGUAAAAUGUCUGUAGGAGGGGAAGAAAGGCGCUUUGUGUGGGGCCGGCCGGGCCAUUGGUCAGCUCCGGGCCCCCAGCCGCUCCCAGCCGCUCCCUCCCCGGGGAGGCCGAGCUCGCGGCCCCAGGCCGGCCCCAGGGUCCCCACAGCCCCUCUGCAGCCCUUGUGCCCACGGCGUCCAGGCCUCGGGGACCCAGGUCCCCGGGGCCGCGCGCCUCUGAGGGCACGGGCCUGGUGGGGAGGCCUGGCCGGGCCCCGGCAUGUUCCUCUACUGGAAGAAGCGGGGCGCCUAUGAGCUGGAGGCGCUGCCCAGCGCCCUGGCCGGGCUGGAGCUGGGGGCCGUGGAGCGUUUCUCCUGGAGCUCCACCCUGGACAUCAUCGAGGACCUUGGGGAUGCCGGGAGCCUGGCCGAGGAGAAGGGCCUGCGCUGUCAGAACCCCGACUGCAUGGACAAGGGGCGAGCGGCCAAGGUAUGCCACCACGCCGACUGCCAGCAGCUGCACCGCCGGGGACCCCUCAACCUCUGCCAGGCCUGUGACAGCAAGUUCCACAGCGCCAUGCAUUAUGACGGGCACGUCCGCUUCGACCUGCCCCCCCAAGGCUCUGUCCUGGCCCGGAACGUGUCCACGCGGUCAUGCCCCCCACGCACCAGCCCUGCAGUGGACCUGGAGGAGGAGGAGGAAAGCUCAGUGGACGGCAAAGGGGACCGGAAGAGCACAGGCCUGAAACUCUCCAAGAAGAAAGCCAGGAGGAGACACACCGAUGACCCAAGCAAGGAGUGCUUCACCCUGAAAUUUGACCUGAAUGUAGACAUCGAGACGGAGAUUGUGCCGGCCGUGAAGAAGAAGGCGCUGGGGGAGGUGCUGCUGCCCAUAUUUGAAAGGAAGGGCAUCGCACUGGGCAAAGUGGACAUCUACCUGGACCAGUCCAACACCCCCUUGUCCCUCACCUUCGAGGCCUACAGGUUCGGGGGACACUACCUGCGGGUCAAAGCCAAGCCGGGGGACGAGGGGAAGGUGGAGCAGGGAGUGAAGGACUCCAAGUCCCUGAGUCUGCCCAUCCUGCGGCCAGCCGGAGCCGGGCCCCCGGGCCUGGAGCGCACGGACCCCCAGAGCCGCCGGGAGAGCCUGGACAUCCUGGCCCCUGGCCGCCGCCGCAAGAACAUGUCAGAGUUCCUGGGAGAGGCGAGCAUCCCUGGGCAGGAGCCCCCCGUGCCCUCCAGCUGCUCGCUGCCCAGCGGCGGCAAUGACAGCUGGAAGAACCGCGCCGCCAGUCGCUUCAGCGGCUUCUUCAGCUCGGGCCCCAGUGCCAGCGUCUUUGGCCGGGAGGUGGACAGGAUGGAGCAGCUGGAGGGCAAGCUGCACGCCUACGGCCUCUUUGGGCUGCCCCGGCUUCCCCGGAGGCUUCGCUUCGACCAUGACUCGUGGGAGGAGGAGGGGGACGAGGAAGAGGAUGAGGACGGUGCCUGCCUGUGGCUGGAGGACAGCUGGCGGGACCUCAUGGAUGGGCAUGAGAAGCUGACCCGGAGGCAGUGCCACCAGCAGGAGGCGGUGUGGGAGCUCCUGCACACGGAGGCCUCCUACAUUAAGAAGCUGCGGGUGAUCACGAACCUGUUCCUGUGCUGCCUCCUGAACCUGCAAGAAUCAGGGCUGCUGUGUGAGGUGGAGGCGGAGCGCCUGUUCAGCAACAUCCCGGAGAUCGCGCGUCUGCACCGCGGGCUGUGGGGCAGCGUGAUGGCGCCGAUGGUGGAGAAGGCGCGGCGCACGCGGGCGCUGCUGCAGCCCGGCGACCUCCUCAAAGGCUUCAAGAUGUUCGGCUCCCUCUUCAAGCCCUACAUCCGCUACUGCAUGGAGGAGGAGGGCUGCAUGGAGUACAUGCGCAGCCUGCUGCGCGACAACGACCUCUUCCGGGCCUACGUGACGUGGGCCGAGAAGCACCAGCAGUGCCAGCGGCUGAAGCUGAGCGACAUGCUCGCCAAGCCCCACCAGCGGCUCACCAAGUAUCCGCUGCUGCUCAAGUCGGUGCUGAGGAAGACGGACGAGCCGCGGGCCAAGGAGGCCGUCAUCACCAUGAUCAGCUCCGUGGAGCGCUUCAUCCACCACGUGAACGCGUGCAUGCAGCAGCGACAGGAGCGGCAGCGGCUGGCGGCCGUGGUGAGCCGCAUCGACGCCUACGAGGUGGUGGAGGGUAGCAACGACGAGGUGGACAAGCUCCUGAAGGAAUUCCUACACCUGGACCUGACCGCGCCCAUCCCUGGUGCCUCCCCCGAGGAGACGCGUCAGCUGCUGUUGGAGGGCAGCCUGAGGAUGAAGGAGGGAAAGGACAGCAAGAUGGAUGUGUACUGCUUCCUCUUCACGGACCUGCUCUUGGUGACCAAGGCAGUGAAAAAGGCUGAGAGGACCAAGGUCAUCAGGCCGCCACUGCUGGUGGACAAGAUCGUGUGCCGGGAGCUGCGGGACCCUGCAGGCUCCUUCCUCCUCAUCUACCUGAACGAGUUCCACAGCGCCGUGGGGGCCUACACGUUCCAGGCCAGCGGGCAGGCCCUGUGCCGGGGCUGGGUGGACUCCAUUUACAAUGCCCAGAACCAGUUGCAGCAGCUGCGUGCGCAGGAGCACACGGGCAGCCAGCAGCACCUGCAGAGCCUAGAGGAGGAGGAGGAGGAGGAGCAGGAGGACGAGGAGGAGGAUGAGGAGGAUGAGGAGGGUGGGGAGAGUAGCACUUCUGCCGCCAGCUCCCCGACCAUCCUGCGCAAAAGCAGCAACAGCCUGGACUCCCAGCACUGCGCCUCGGACGGCUCCACAGAGACCCUGGCCAUGGUGGUGCUGGAGCCCGGGGAGACGCUGUCCUCUCCGGAGUUCGAGGGGGGCCCCUUCAGCUCCCAGUCGGACGAGAUGUCCCUCAGUACCACCGCCUCAUCCGUCACGCCGACCAGCGAGCUGCUGGCCCUGGGCCCCGGGGACGGCCGCUCCUGCUCCAUGGACUCCGCCUACGGCACCCUCUCCCCCACCUCCUUGCAAGACUUUGCGACCCCAGCCCCUGCGGCGGAGCCAGCGCCCCGGCCCCUAGAUUUACCACAGGCCCCCUCACCCCCGCCCUCGCCCCGCCUCCGCCGCCGCACCCCUGUCCAGCUGCUGCCCCGCCUGCCCCACCUGCUCAAGUCCAAAUCUGAGGCCAGCCUCCUGCAGCUGCUGGCAGGGGCCGCCACCCAGGGGGCGCCCCCAGCCCCCAGCCGCAGCCGGUCGGAACUCUGCUUGGCUGCCACAGCCACCGGCACGAGGACUCGGGACUCCCCUCAUGAAGCUGGGCCCCGCUGGAAUUGUGGGGGCGCACCCAGCCCUGGCAGUGGCUCCCAGCCAUCAGAGAUGGAGGGCAGGACCGCCUGCCUGGCGGGGGAGCCCGAAGGGCCCGCCAGGAGGAGCAGAGAGCUGUUCUCAGGGGCCUCCCCCAGGGUCCAGCCUGAGCCGCCCCCCGGGAUCUCUGCCCAGCACAGGAAGCUGACGCUGGCCCAGCUCUACCGCAUUAGGACCACCCUGCUGCUGAACUCCACGCUCACUGCCUCGGAGGUCUGAGCAGAGGGAGGCCCCCAAGGGUGCCACUGACCACGGACAGCAGACAGCAGGCCUCCGGGGGGUGCGGCCCUGCUCCAGCUGCUGCCUGUGUGUGCACAAGCCGAGCGCCGGGCCGGACCCCUGCCGCCGCUGGGCCGUUUGCACUUGGCCAGACUGGAUGGAGAUGGAGGAGGGUUCGGCAGAGGCCCAGGCUCAGGAUGGCCCCCACAGUCCCCACCGUCACUAACCUGCCCCCCCUACCCCCGCCCGCCCAGCAGGAUUCCUCGUCCGCUAUUCCCUGAAGUCACCAGCUUCCACUGCGCUGGGCUCCAGGGCCACCCACCUCCACCUCCUCUGGCCCCAGAUGGGACAGUCGCUUGCCCUCGCCUCCCUCUCGCCCCCAGGCCCGCUGGGCUCGCUGUAAAGUUGCAUAUUUAUUGAGCUUUGAUUCUUUUAUAAAGACUUGUACAUACGCCACUGGAA